ACGUGAACAGGAAAAGGUGCAUAAUGUGAUCGCUCAAGAUAGCUGUUUUCUUCAUUGUGAAAUCCCCAAUUCGAUAUAAUCAACAGUACCAGUAACCAAAUCCAGGGCAUGAUGACCUCUGAUGCCCCGUAACACUCGAAGGAAGAGGUUGCUGAACCCCAACCAGACUCAGCUAUCUUUUGUUGAAACACCCAUCAACGGAGACAUACAUCGCUAUGGCCUUCAGCCACGAAGUGCCAUUAAUCCAAAAACACUCAUCUCCGAGGAGCGGCGCGAGAAUGGCAAGGCUUGGGUGUCACCUCAGUUUGACCAGAUUAGACUCCCUGAAGUUAUGAAAAAGAGGACAAGAGGCUCACAAUCACAGUCUGUUUCAAAUACAAGGUACAAUUCAACAUGUACGAAUAUAAGAAAGACGAAUAAAUAUCCAUCAUUAUCCUUUGCCAAUCAUGCUGCUGAAGGACUGCACAUAAAGACCAAAGAAUUGAGAAAGGAGACCGAGAAUAGUAUCGUACCAAGAACAAGCCAAAUGUAUGUACCAGGUCCCUCAAAUGCCCGGGCUGAAGUGGACCUAGCAACGCCAAGACGGACACGCUCUUUCCAGAGAAGAAGUGUAGAAAGCACCCUCUCUUCGAACAGAACCCAUGAAGGAUCUGCAGAGAACAGGAAGGUCUCUAGUCCUCCAGUUUCUCACAUGAGUAGUGGAAUGCCAAACUACACUGGGUCAUCUGAAGUCUGUACCUCUGUGGGAUUCCGCUCACCUAAUGUAGGGAAUUACUUUAUUCCUCCAGAUAUAGAUACCCCGGAGGUGCCACAAAAGGUCACUUCAUCAUCAAAAUGCACUCUCUUACACCUACUUUGGCCUUCAACUCCACCACACCCUCAUGACUCAGACAUCCUUGUGAAGGACACUCCAGAAAGGGACUAUGGGCUGAAAGUGACUUGGAGGAAGAGAAAAGAACUGAUGAGGUUACUAAUAAAGCGAGGUCAGCUAACCAACCAACAGGUUGAGGUCACUGCUAGCUAAAGGGAAACUCACUAUGAUUUACAUGGAAAAAUUCAUGACACAUUUAGAAAAAAAAAUCCUGCUGUAAAAAAUUAAAUCUGUUUUCUUAA
Messenger RNA from Alosa alosa (allis shad), 1113 nucleotides. It is a transcript of the gene rhno1, whose product is annotated as RAD9-HUS1-RAD1 interacting nuclear orphan 1. The coding region runs from base 122 to 1024 and encodes 300 amino acids. Gene Ontology annotation, biological process: recombinational repair; cellular response to ionizing radiation; DNA damage checkpoint signaling. The transcript is spliced from 3 exons. Lineage: Eukaryota; Metazoa; Chordata; Actinopteri; Clupeiformes; Clupeidae. Gene Ontology annotation, cellular component: chromosome; nucleus. The record is from RefSeq and is a predicted model, not a curated record.